This is a messenger RNA of Oryza sativa Japonica Group (Japanese rice), 1076 nucleotides long. The record is from RefSeq and is a predicted model, not a curated record. Lineage: Eukaryota; Viridiplantae; Streptophyta; Magnoliopsida; Poales; Poaceae.
CGGAGGAGACGCAGAAGGGGAGCAAACAGCUCGCCCCCAACAAGUUCAUCCCCAGUCCAGAGAGAGAGAGGCAGCCACCACCAAGUUCUUUCCAGGCCACCCUCCUCCUCUUCCCCCCACCGCACGCCUCACUCAACACCGGCGAACUCGGGAGCGCGCGGCCCGAGUGUGUCGGCGGCAUGAAACGCAAGGCAACAACUGCAGCCUCAGCCGACCCCGCACAGGGGGGCAGCGAAGCUGAAAAAAGACAAAAGAUGGAGAAUGAGAUCAAGACCUUACAGGUCGUUAAGUUCAGUGGUGUUUACUACACUCUGCCUCUUCAUCUCGUCGCACCCGCUGUCCAGCACGUGUUGGGAAGAAAGACCACCAUAUUAAGGAUGAGGGGAGCUACUCUAGAUGAGAACAACAUGUUACAUCUAGAGAUAGAAUUUUUGUCCCGUCAUGCUGCCAUGAAGGCUAUGGAACACUGCAACGACAUAGACCCGCGCCACAAACGCUAUAUUCAAGUAAAAUGGAAUGAUACAAAUUUGGAUGUGUCUGCUAACAAUGAGGAACCGGUACUUCAAGAACUAUCAUACCUAGAGCCUCAGCCGGAUUCCACAGAAGAGAAAAAGGUAACGUCAACUAUUUUUCAAGGAUUUAACCGAUACCUCCCGUGGCAGUGAGUGUACUGAUUGUUGCAGAUGACCCUUUCAUGCCCCCGUACAAGAAUUGUUGCAGAUGGCCGGCUUGUCUUUUGAUAUUAGCUAUGUAGUUUCCUUUUAGAAAUUUAGUGGUUAGCGAGAAGAAACAGAUAGUAACAUUUUUUGGUGUAAAUUUUGGUACUUUCUAUCAAGAGGUACCAAAUUUUACAUAAAAAAAAGUAACACCUCCUGGUAGCUCUUAGGACCAUUAUAAAAGCACUCUUCCUCUUCAAUUAGUCUGCAAACAAUCUAAGGUAGUGAUAUUUUUUGGCUUACCAGUGUGCCACUUUCGACAAACACACUGUGACAAUGUUAUUUAUGAUCACAGGCCUAUGGUUGGCUUUGGUUGUUUAUACAGAUGAUUUGUACCAGAUUGAUGAGGUACACAGAAAU